Molecule: messenger RNA, 4266 nt
Organism: Octodon degus (degu)
Lineage: Eukaryota; Metazoa; Chordata; Mammalia; Rodentia; Octodontidae
Gene: Map3k12
Product: mitogen-activated protein kinase kinase kinase 12
Exons: 14
Coding region: 98-2773 (891 amino acids)
Biological process (GO): JNK cascade; protein autophosphorylation
Molecular function (GO): ATP binding; JUN kinase kinase kinase activity
Source: RefSeq, a predicted model, not a curated record
GCAUCCGGAGCGGAGCUGCAGCAGCGCCGCCUUUUGUGCUGCGGCCGCGGAGCCCCUGAGGGUCUGCUGCUUGGUACCACACCAAGGUCCAGAGGCCAUGGCCUGCCUCCAUGAGACCCGCACACCCUCCCCUUCCUUUGGGGGUUUUGUGUCUACCCUCAGCGAGGCAUCCAUGCGCAAACUGGACCCAGACACUUCAGACUGCACUCCCGAGAAGGACCUGACUCCCACCCAGUGUGUACUUCGAGAUGUAGUGCCUCUUGGUGGGCAGGGUGCGGGCGGGCCCAGCCCUUCUCCAGGCGGAGAGCCACCCCCUGAGCCUUUUGCCAACAGUGUCCUACAGCUACAUGAGCAGGAUGUGGGGGGCCCAGGGGGAGCUACUGGGUCACCUGAGAGUCGGGCAUCUAGAGUUCGAGCUGAUGAAGUACGGCUACAGUGUCAGAGUGGCAGUGGGUUCCUCGAAGGCCUCUUUGGCUGCCUGCGCCCAGUAUGGACAAUGAUUGGCAAAGCCUACUCCACAGAACAUAAGCAGCAACAGGAAGACCUUUGGGAGGUCCCCUUUGAGGAAAUCUUGGACCUGCAGUGGGUAGGCUCAGGGGCCCAGGGUGCUGUCUUCCUGGGGCGCUUCCACGGGGAGGAAGUGGCUGUGAAGAAGGUACGAGACCUCAAGGAGACUGACAUCAAGCACCUGCGAAAGCUGAAGCAUCCCAACAUCAUCACAUUCAAGGGCGUGUGUACCCAAGCACCCUGCUACUGCAUCCUCAUGGAGUUCUGCGCACAGGGCCAGCUGUAUGAGGUGCUGCGGGCUGGCCGCCCUGUCACCCCUUCCUUGCUGGUUGACUGGUCCAUGGGCAUCGCUGGAGGCAUGAACUACCUGCACCUGCACAAGAUUAUCCACCGAGACCUCAAGUCUCCAAACAUGCUAAUCACCUAUGAUGAUGUGGUGAAGAUCUCAGACUUUGGAACUUCCAAGGAGCUGAGCGACAAGAGCACCAAGAUGUCCUUUGCAGGGACAGUAGCCUGGAUGGCCCCUGAGGUGAUCCGCAAUGAGCCUGUGUCUGAGAAGGUGGACAUCUGGUCUUUUGGUGUGGUGCUAUGGGAACUACUGACUGGGGAGAUCCCCUACAAAGAUGUAGAUUCCUCAGCUAUCAUCUGGGGUGUGGGAAGCAAUAGUCUCCAUCUACCUGUGCCCUCCAGCUGCCCAGAUGGCUUCAAAAUCCUGCUUCGCCAGUGCUGGAACAGCAAGCCACGUAAUCGGCCAUCAUUCCGACAAAUCCUGCUACAUCUGGACAUUGCCUCAGCCGACGUACUCUCCACACCCCAGGAGACUUACUUUAAGUCCCAGGCAGAAUGGCGGGAAGAGGUAAAGCUGCACUUUGAGAAGAUUAAGUCAGAAGGGACCUGCCUACACCGACUAGAAGAGGAAUUGGUGAUGCGGAGAAGGGAGGAGCUCAGACAUGCCUUGGACAUCAGGGAGCACUAUGAACGGAAGCUGGAGAGAGCCAACAACCUGUACAUGGAACUGAAUGCCCUCAUGUUGCAGCUAGAACUCAAGGAGCGGGAGCUACUCAGGCGGGAACAAGCUUUAGAGCGGAGGUGCCCAGGACUGCUGAAGUCACACCCUUCCCGGGGCCUCCUGCAUGGGAACACCAUGGAAAAACUCAUCAAGAAGAGAAAUGUGCCACAGAAGCUAUCACCCCAUAGCAAAAGGCCGGAUAUCCUCAAGACAGAAUCCUUACUACCUAAACUAGAUGCAGCUCUAAGUGGGGUGGGGCUUCCUGGGUGUCCUAAGGGACCCCCCUCACCAGGACGGAGUCGCCGUGGCAAGACCCGUCACCGCAAGGCCAAUGCCAAGGGCAGUUGUGGGGACCUGCCUGGGCUUCGUACAGCUGUGCCACCUCAUGAACUUGGAGGACCUGGAAGUCCAGGGGGCCUAGGCAUGGGACCCUCAGCUUGGGAGGCCUGCCCUCCAGCCCUCCGUGGGCUUCAUCAUGACCUUCUGCUCCGCAAGAUGUCUUCUUCAUCCCCAGACCUCCUGUCAGCAGCACUGGGAACCAGGAGCCGUGGGGCCACAGGAGGAGCUGGGGACCCAGGCUCACCACCUCCAGCCCGGGGUGAUACCCCCCCCAGUGAGGGCUCAGCGCCUGGUUCCACCAGCCCAGAUUCACCUGGGGGAGCCAAAGGGGAACCACCUCCACCAGUAGGGCCUGGCGAAGGUUCAGGGCUGCUGGGAACUGGAAGGGAAGGGACAGCGGGCCGGGGAGGAAGCCGGGCCGGGUCCCAGCACUUGACCCCAGCUGCACUGCUGUACAGGGCUGCUGUCACUCGAAGUCAGAAACGUGGCAUUUCUUCAGAAGAGGAGGAAGGAGAGGUGGACAGUGAAGUAGAGCUGACAUCAAGCCAGAGGUGGCCUCAAGGCCUGAACAUGCGCCAGUCAUUAUCUACCUUCAGCUCAGAGAAUCCAUCAGAUGGGGAAGAAGGUACAGCUAGUGAGCCUUCCCCGAGUGGCACACCUGAAGUGGGCAGUACCAACACUGAUGAGCGGCCAGAUGACCGAUCUGAUGACAUGUGCUCCCAGGGCUCAGAAAUUCCACUGGAUCCACCUACUUCAGAGGUGGUCCAUGAGCCUGAACCUAGCUCCCUGGUCAUCCCACACCAGGACCUACUCAAAGGUGAGCAGGGCCCUCCCAAUUCUGAGGACUCAGACUGUGACAGCACUGAAUUGGACAACAGCGUUGAUGCCUUGCAGCCCCCAGCCUCCCUCCCUCCAUGAAAGCCACUCUUAUUCCAUGUACAUAGAGAAAUAUUUAUAUAAAUAAUAUAUAUGCGCCACAUAAUCAACAGAGACAGAUGGGACUGUCCCAGCUUUAAGUCUGACUUGAAGACUGACCCCCCUGACCAAUUCACCUGAUAAAAACUCUAGGGACACUGGCAGCUGAAGAUUAUUGCCCUAGAGCUGUACGUAAGAGGAAAUCAACCCCUUCUUGCUUCAUUCCUUAUGUUCAGCAACCAACUAGGCAGUAGAAAGCCAGAGUUGUCUCUAGACUCUUUAACCCCCAAACAGUUGAGGGGAAAGGGACAGGAGAGGGAACCACUGAAGACUGCACUUUUGUUUUCUGUUUACUCUGUUUACACAUUUUUGCACUUGGGAGGAGGGAGACUAAGGCUGGGUCCUCCCCCCUGAGGUUUCUCAGGUGGCAAUGUAUCUCAUUUCUUUGUUCCUGCAACUCUGCCCAGGCCCUGACUCAGGGCCCAGGGGGAGGUUAGGAGAUUGAUAGCAUGUGGAUGGCUCAGGCUGAAGAACUGGGGUGCUGUUGGAAGUCCCUGCUUUUAUCUGGUGCUGGAUUGGGGUGGGGACUGUCAUAUUGUAACCCCUGUGAAAAACCUUCAAAUAUAACCACUCCAUCCAUGCAGGCCCAGCUGUUGAGGGUUUUCUUGGUGAAUAAAUGGGGUAGCACUAAUUUAAAUAGGAGUCUUGGAUUGAAGAAUUUAUCUGAGAACUUAGAGGACGAACUUAGAGAACUGCAUUUUCUCACCUAAUAAAAACUAUCAAACUACAACUUCCUAAAAAUUAUAAGCAUGGGGAGAUGGCUCGGUAGAAUAAGGACUUCCCUGACAAGGGCAAGGGUCUGAAUUUAAUCCCCAGUUCUGCCAAAACAAAAUAAAAAUUAUAAGCAUCAAUGGCAGCAACUACUUUUCUAAAUGAUAGGGACAGAUUUGAAAUAUUCUUGUAAGACUGUACACGGACAGUUAUUAACAUUAAGAAACUGAAGGAUUUUAGUUUAAAAUACGUAAGCUUGAAGAAACAGACUACUUUACUUCCCUGUGUAUGCAAUGAGAACCCCUCUCCCAAAGUGCCUGCCUACUCUACGGAGCAGUUCUAGAAAUUCUAAUGCUGUCUUUGGGAAUAAAUUUUACAAGGGCCAAUCAGUACCAGGUUACAGGAAAGAAAGAUUAAGGACAAAUUAAAAAACAAGGAGUGCUAAAAAAGCAAAUACAUAUUGGAAUAAAGGAUUCUAUUCAAAACCCUAAGUAGGGUCCUGUGAGGGACAAAAGGUACAAAAAUAAUAGCAAGACAACAGGAAUAAAACCCACAUGGAUCACUGUGGCAUCCAGUUUCUAUUCACAAAGAAAAAGCUCCAGUCCAUCUUUUAAUUUUUUUGAAAAAUUCCUGACAUUACAGAACUAAACUGAAAUGUAUUAAUAUUCUACUCUUACAUUUUCAUGACAAACAGAAAAAUUCAUGAGCCAAAAAAACAAACAAAC